AUGGCAAUGGAUGGCGAGCCAGAGUUCAGCCGGAAGAGCGAGCAUGACAGCUUCUCAGCGUCUGAUACUCUGCUUCCCACGAAGGCUAGCAGCGACGACAUCUCAUAUCGGGAUAUUGGAACACACGGCUUCCGCCACGAACCACGCCAGCGCCUCAUCACCAUCCUGAUCACAGUCAUAAUCACACUCGUCCUUACCACCCUCCUCCGACAAGUCUACCACAUCACCACCUUCUCACCCUCCCGUAUCGCCACCAACAUUCACGCUGCCUUCUACAGUGACGCCGCCCGCCUCAACCCCAGAUACCACUGCGGCAACUCCUCCACCGAAGCAAUCUCCCUGGGCUGCAUCUUCGACCUCUCUGUCGUCGGCUACAUUCCCGCGCCCUGCUUCAAUCCAGCCCUCAAUCAACGCUUCCUCGAUUUCGGCUGGAAGUUCUACGAGGACCAGAAUGGGACGAUCGAGGUCAGCGUCGAGCGCCUCGCUGCAUCGGCCGGCACCCUCGAACCAUUUUGGGCGCCGCACGGAUACCAUAUUACGCACUGCGCGCUGGCUUGGGAGCGGAUGCACUUGGCGAUGAAGGAGGAGGGGACGGGUCCUUUGACGUCGCAUUUGCUUGAGUUGGAGCACACGAAGCACUGUGGGAUGAUGAUUGAGUUGAGGGAUGAUUUGUACUCGUUGAAUUCGCAGAUCACGCCGCUGUUGAAUACCUGCUGA
Cyphellophora attinorum is the source of this 717-nucleotide messenger RNA. RefSeq lists its product as uncharacterized. Bases 1 to 717 code for a protein of 238 amino acids. The transcript has a single exon. NCBI's taxonomy places the organism in Eukaryota, Fungi, Ascomycota, Eurotiomycetes, Chaetothyriales, Cyphellophoraceae. The record is from RefSeq and is a predicted model, not a curated record.